Gymnogyps californianus (California condor) is the source of this 1746-nucleotide messenger RNA. It is a transcript of the gene DTWD1, whose product is annotated as DTW domain containing 1. Gene Ontology annotation, biological process: tRNA modification. Bases 59 to 985 code for a protein of 308 amino acids. The record is from RefSeq and is a predicted model, not a curated record. The transcript is spliced from 6 exons. Gene Ontology annotation, cellular component: nucleus. Gene Ontology annotation, molecular function: tRNA-uridine aminocarboxypropyltransferase activity. NCBI's taxonomy places the organism in Eukaryota, Metazoa, Chordata, Aves, Accipitriformes, Cathartidae.
CCCGCGGAGGGGCUGGAGCCGAGGGAGCGGGUGAGGAGUGGGGCUUGCUCGGCUAACCAUGUCUUUAAAUUCAUCUACACUUUUAAAUGAAGAAAACUCUCAAGGACCAAAAAGAAAUACUGAAUGUUUGGAAAGUCUAGAAUUGCAGACUCCAUCAUCGUUUCAAGAUAACCCACUUCAACAAUUACAGUUAGCAUCGCAGGAAGUACUUGAAAAGGCAAAAAAGAGUGGGAGAUCAAAAUGCCCCCGAUGCAGUAGUUCAAGGAUGUUUUAUUGUUAUACAUGCUUUGUUCCUGUUGAAACUGUCCCUACCAAAGAAAUUCCGACUGUGAAGUUACCUUUGAAGAUUGACAUUAUUAAACACCCAAAUGAAACAGAUGGCAAAAGCACCGCUGUGCAUGCUAAGCUCCUGGCACCUGAUGAUGUUACAAUUUAUAAAUACCCUUGCAUUCCAGAAUAUGAGGAAAAAAGGCACGAAAUAGCACUUAUAUUUCCGGGCCCCAAUUCAGUUUCAGUAAAAGAUAUUGCUUUCCAUCUCCAAAAGUACACUAAGAAAAGUGUUUGUGAUGAUGACGAUGACUGUUCCAGAGAGCCAUUUCUUAAGCGAGCAAAAAUAGAACCUAAAGAAGAAGAGAAAAAUAUAAAUGAAUGCAUCUCAAGCAACAGGAGUGAAGGCACUAGACUGAAGAAGAUAAUAUUUAUUGACAGUACCUGGAAUCAAACUAACAAAAUAAUAACUGAUGAACGACUUCAAGGGUUGCUGCAAAUUGAGUUGAAGACAAGGAAGACUUGCUUUUGGCGUCAUCAGAAGGGAAAGCCAGAUACAUACCUUUCCACAAUAGAAGCAAUUUAUUAUUUCCUUGUGGACUAUCAUCAGGAGAUUUUGAAAGAGAACUACAAAGGACAAUAUGAUAAUCUGCUUUUUUUCUUUUCUUUUAUGUACACAUUGAUUAAAAAUGCCAAGUGUUGUGCAGGAAAAGAGUAAGAUGUCUGUCUAUAGACCGCUGGUGUUGCAAUAGGAUGUUUAGAAACCUACCACAGAAGAGUGAACAGAAGAGAAUGCUCCACACCAGUAUACCCAAGAUUGAGUCCUACUUGACCUAUGAUCCUGUGUGCUUCACUUCCCUUACCUGUAAAGUUAAUUUCUGCCUCUGAAUAACAUGUCUCCACAUAUGAAGCUGGGCCCAUAAGCCAGUUGAACUCAGCAUGAAAUCUAAAGGCUGAGUAUUAUUACUUCAAAGGUUCUGAUGGUAAAAGUUUCCAAUAGGGAUAGAAAAGCUAUACAGAAGUAUAUGUACAUGUGUAAAUAUCAAUAAAUAUAUACCUCCCUCCUAGCGAUAAAUGCAUUAGGACAGAAGCCAAAGAUUUUCUCCUAUGCUGUUUCUGUCUUAGGGAACAUAAAGACAAAGAAAAUAAGUGUGGUAUCAGAGUUUACAAAAUUAAAGAAUAAACUGUUACAUGUACAGAGCAAAUGUAUACUUUAAUUAGAUACAGGCAUGUAGCUGAGGCUGUUAAUGUACACAGAUGAGUAGUUUGACUAGGAAUUCAUUUGUUAAGUGUGGAUGCACUAUCCAGCACAAGUGCUGUAUUAUCCCUCCAAACAGUACCCUGGAAAAACAAACAUUUCACACAUUUUCACCAUUCUGAAUAUCACUGGUAGUGAGCCUAGUGUAGUUCCCUACUCUUGUCUCGUAGAGUAUCACAUUUUCUUUACACCUCCAAGCAGCACUGAAGUAUUAGAUUUGU